AGGUCGUCUCGAGAUGAGAGGAAAGAGAAAGUGGAGCCCGAGGGAGACGUAUAUAAAAUGAAGCUUCAGGACCCACUGGCAGAGGAAGAGUCCGUCUCGUUUUGAGAAGGUAGAGAAUUCGACUCCUGGAGAUCUUCAAACGUCGUCAGUAUGCAGGCCCAAACGCUAUUGCUGUUGGUUGGUACCAUUACCACGGUAUUGGCUGCCCCGCAAUUCGACUUCAACAAUAAUCAGCCAACCCCCUACAGCUUCGCCUACGGCGUGAGCGACCCUGACACAGGCGACGAGAAGGAACACAAGGAGACGGUUUCACCUUCAGGAGUGACCGAGGGAGAAUUCAGGUGGCUCCAGCCCAACGGACUCUUCAGAAUAACACGAUACACUGCUGACGACGUCUCUGGAUUCCGCGCCAUUGUCAGUGAGGAACCUGGUGAGAGAGUAGGAAACUACUACACAAACUCCCUUCUGGGCGGUUCAGUCGAAGUGCCUUCCGUCUUCCCCAGCCGAGGAAACUUGCAGUCCUUCAGUGGCUUCCAGUCUGGAAACCAACAGUCCUUCAACUCUGGAAACCGAAUCGUGACGAGUUCUCAGAGUUCCCAGAAUCAGGCACCAAGCAGAGGCCCAAGCUUCCAGACAAUUAGCACAACUCAGAACCAAGGCUUCACCAGCCUCCCAGUCCAGAGCUUCACCAUCCCACAGAACCCUCAGCCACAGACAAUCACAACUUUCACAACCUCACAACCCUCUCAGAGUAGCGGAAACGUCAUUGACGGUGGAAUCAUCGAUGGUGGCUUCGUCAGUGGUGGAGUCAUUGAUGGUGGAAUCGUUGGCACCACUUCCACUACUUUUGACUCCGGUUUCAACCAGUUCAACCCCAACGGCAAUUCUUUCAACGCUGGGUCAAGCCUGAACAACUUCGGCUCUACUUCCAGUAACUUUGGUCUGAACUCGAACAGAGUCGGUACCACAAGGUUCUCCAGUGGAAGUGUCACCCAGGGUAUCCCAGUGAUUCUGGCCACCGGCCCUAAUCAGUUCAGUGGGUAAUUGAUCACCAGUCACCCUCUCACUUAUUUGUCAAAACCUCUUGACAAUGUCCAUAUUUUUGCAUUUUCAGAGUUGUUUGGAAUUUAUUUAUCUGUAGUACAAUGAAUGACUGAAUAAAUUGUGAUUAAUCUAA
Messenger RNA from Macrobrachium nipponense, 1177 nucleotides. RefSeq lists its product as uncharacterized. Gene Ontology annotation, cellular component: extracellular matrix. The record is from RefSeq and is a predicted model, not a curated record. The coding region runs from base 151 to 1044 and encodes 297 amino acids. The transcript is spliced from 4 exons. NCBI's taxonomy places the organism in Eukaryota, Metazoa, Arthropoda, Malacostraca, Decapoda, Palaemonidae.